AGCCAAUCAUGGGCUGGCUCAACGAUUGAAUCCCAGAAGCAGCGCGUUUCGCGUCGACGUCAGGCAAUUGGCUUUGGGGCAUGACUAUAACAACAACACCGAAUAUUGAGAUUUAUAGCUGAAUUUUCAAAAGGCCACUGAUAUCGAAGGAGACCCCCCCGACACUCAUGUCUUUUACUGCAUUUAAUGCCCCUCCGCCGAAGGCUUUGCCAAAGGUGGUGAAAGCAGAGCCAGUUGUUGUGCGAGAACCAAAGAGGAUACCUGAAUUUGAGGCAGCGUUUGCUGAGAGGCCGGAUCUUUUCCAGCGAUUACAGUUUCUGGCAGCCACAGAUGAGCGUCUAAUCUUAGACCUCUCGAAUUACAUUGUCUCCCUCAAACAGCAGCUGCAAGCAAGUUCGACACAACCGUCCGACGCACAGCACUUAUCAAAGAAACGCAGAUUGGAAGAUGGAGGGGCUGCCAAUGGAAGCACUGCAGACUGGGCGAAUCGUAGUAGGACGGCCGUUUACACUGCAGGCGACGUGUCUUUUUCGAUUCCACAGCGCAAGAAGCUACGUCUGGAGUGGACAGACGCCCCGCAUGGAGGAAUAAGAGCAGCGAAUGUGGCAGGCGAGUUUGAGUUCGGCGUCUCAUGGCAAGACAUCGACCAAGUCUUCGCUCUGCCCGUUCCUGAAAAGGCGAAGAAGCAACACAACUUUAUCAUAUUUCCCACAGGCGGGAAUGGGCUCCUACCGCCUACACAGGGGGCGCCAGAACCCAUAGUAUGGAUGACGCUUGAACCAGGUCCUAAGGAUACAGAUGCGCUCCAGGAGCCGGAGCACACCGUCAGCCUUCUCAAUGCCCAAUUAUCCCGUCUUGGCAAAGAGGUCAUUCUUCCGUCUUCGGACGAGUUUGAGUCGGCAAUUCCAGACGUAAUGCGUAAGGGAGAACCCGCGUACCACGUCAAAGCCCAUCGUGGCUCCAAGGAUGGAUUCCUGUUCUUCCUGUCGCAGGGCAUCUUGUUCGCUUUCAAAAAGCCACUACUGUUUCUGCCAUUUUCAUCCAUCAGAAGUGUGAGCUACACAUCUGUUCUCCAACGAACCUUCAAUCUCAACAUCUCUGUCGAAUUCGCGUUGCCAGGGGAGAGCAGCAAAGAGGAAGAGAUUGAAUUCUCCAUGUUGGACCAAGCCGACUUUGCGGGAAUAGACGGAUAUGUCAAGCGUCACCAUCUGCACGACGCGUCUCUUGCUGCAAACAGAAAGGCGAAAGUAUACGAUGUCAACAAGCCUCGUGGUCCCAAAGGUAGCACGGUCACUUCCGAUAGUGUUGUCACGUCGAGUGGACGUGAUAAUUCCGGCAGAUCUUCCGAGCACGGCGAGGCCAAUGAGAUGUCAGAGUUGCAAAAGGCUGAACAACAGCUGCAAGACGAGGAAGACGAAAUGGAAGAAGAUUAUGUGGACGAAUCUGAAGAAGGAGGCUCGAGUGAGGACGAGGAUUAUGGUGAGGAUGCCAUUGCUGAUGCCGAUGAGAGCGACGAGGAAGAGGAUGAGAACCGGGAAGGAGAAGAGUAGCAUUGAUGACAGGAAUAUGCCCCCGUCAUUGGCACACUCUGCGAGAUGAGAUGAGACCAGUCUCCUGAUGCUACCAACGCCGUCUUAGACUUCAUUCUCCCUCUUUCAUUUGUUUCCUGAAGUAUCGGGCACGCUAGAUAUCUCAGCAGAGCUUCUUUUGCUCGGGCACGUCCGAAUGAAAAGGAAAAGAUGAACGGUCUUGUCCAACGUGAGAAACGUCUGCCAUGAGGGUUCACAUUAAUCCCUGGUAUUCGCAACAUUUUGCACGAACAUAAAAGCCACUGCUGCAGCGUCGUUCGCCAAGAUUUAGAGAAACCCAGAGAAACGAAUUGACUGCAUUUCCUAGUG
This is a messenger RNA of Verruconis gallopava, 1898 nucleotides long. RefSeq lists its product as uncharacterized. Lineage: Eukaryota; Fungi; Ascomycota; Dothideomycetes; Venturiales; Sympoventuriaceae. Gene Ontology annotation, molecular function: nucleosome binding; histone binding. The coding region runs from base 168 to 1550 and encodes 460 amino acids. The record is from RefSeq and is a predicted model, not a curated record. The transcript has 2 exons.